Molecule: messenger RNA, 2598 nt
Organism: Spinacia oleracea (spinach)
Lineage: Eukaryota; Viridiplantae; Streptophyta; Magnoliopsida; Caryophyllales; Amaranthaceae
Product: heat shock 70 kDa protein 18-like
Exons: 2
Coding region: 121-2055 (644 amino acids)
Molecular function (GO): ATP-dependent protein folding chaperone; ATP binding
Source: RefSeq, a predicted model, not a curated record
UAAACCCUAAAAUAAAGAAAAAAAUAAAACUACUCCACCACGUUGAGCGGUUGAGGCCAAGGUCAUAGGUAGAGACGUAGAAUCGUAGAGUGGUCUAGUACUCUAGUGGAGUAGAAGACGAUGAGUGGAAAAGAAGGAGAAUUAUGGCCGGCGAUUGGAAUCGAUCUCGGAACCACCUACACUUGUGUCGGAGCGUGGAUGCCACAGCAGGACCGUGUUGAGAUUAUCACCAACGACUUAGGCAACCGUACGACGCCGUCCUGGGUGGCGUUUAACGGAACACAACGUCUUAUCGGCGAGGCUGCCACCAACCAGGCCGGAAAUAAUCCUACCAACACCAUCUUUGAUGCAAAGAGGCUUAUAGGUAGGAGUUUCGGCGAUGAAAUGGUACAAAGAGACAUGAAGUUGUGGCCAUUCAAAGUGAUUCCUACUGCUGAUGCAAAUGAUUUCAAGAGGAUUGUGAUUGAAGUUACUUACAAGGAUGAACUGAAGCAAUUUGCUCCAGAGGAGAUAUCCUCAAUGCUUCUGGCGAAGAUGAAAGAGAUAGCAGAGUCUUAUCUUGGUUUAAAAGUGAAGAAUGCAGUUGUUACAGUUCCGGCCUACUUCAAUGAUGCACAACGGCAAGCAACAAAAGAUGCUGGUGUUAUUGCUGGACUGAAUGUUAUGCGUAUCAUUAACGAGCCAACAGCAGCUGCCAUUGCUUAUGGUCUUGAAAGGCAGAGUACUAGCAGUGAUGUUGCAAAGAAUGUUAUGGUUUUUGACCUUGGUGGUGGCACUUUUGAUGUUUCUUUGGUGGCAAUCAAGAAUGGUGUUUUUGAAGUGAAGGCUGUUAGUGGAGAUACACACCUUGGUGGGAGAGAUUUUGACAAUAGAAUGUUGAGCCACUUUGUAGCCGAGUUUCAGAGGAAACACAACAAAGACAUUAGUGCAAAUCGUAGGGCUCUUGGAAGGUUACUAGCUGCUUGUGAGAAGGCUAAGAGACUCCUUUCUUCAACGACUGAGACUGCAAUUGAGAUUGAUUGCCUUUUUGAGGGUAUUGAUUUUUGUUCUAGCAUUAGCCGUGCCCGAUUUGAAAAGAUGAACAUGGAUUUGUUCCAGGAUUGUUUGGUUCCUGUUGUAAACUGUUUGAGAGAUGCUAAGAUGGAAAAGAGUGACAUUCAUGAUGUUGUUCUUGUGGGCGGGUCAACCCGAAUCCCAAAGGUUCAGCAAUUGUUGCAAGAUUUUUUCAAUGGAAAGGAGCUAUGCAAAAGCAUUAACCCUGACGAGGCUGUGGCAUGUGGAGCUGCAUUCCAAGCUGCAAUUUUGGCUGGUGUAGGUAGUAAUAAGAACACGGUACUUGUGGACAUUGCUCCUCUAUCUCUUGGCAUUGAGCUCUAUAAAGGUGACAUGAAAGUUAUAAUCCCUAGGAAUACAACUAUCCCGGCUAAAAUUGUUCAACAAUGUACUACUGCAUAUGAUAACCAUAUAGCUGUAUCUUUCCCAGUGUAUGAGGGUGAGAGACCCAUUGCUAAAGACAACAACUUUUUGGGCAAGUUUUGCCUGUAUAACAUACCUCCAGCACCUCAAGGCGUACCUCAAUUUGAUGUCUGUUUUAACAUGGAUGCCGAUGGCAUCUUAACCGUGUCUGCAGAGCUUGUAGGCACCAACAACAAGGACAAAAUCGUCAUUGCCAAUCACAGUGGUAGGUUAUCAAAGGAAUCAGUUGACAAAAUGGUGGAGGAAGCCAAAAAAUUCAAGGCUGAGGAUGAAGAGCGCAAGAAAGCAGCCAUAGUUAAGAACAAGUUGGAGAAUUAUGUGUACGAUGUAAAGGGCACCUUAAGAGGUUGUGGAAAGAGGAUCAAUAUAAAGGACAAGAGAAAAGUGGGUGAUGAAAUUGAGAAGAUAACCAAAUGGUUAGAGUGGAACCAUUUGCUUGCUGAUUCUGCCAAGUUUGAGGAGAAAAUGGAAGAGUUCAAAAGUUUCUGCAAGCCUAUUGUUGAGAAGAUGUACCAGCAGGAGAAGGAGAAUGCUUGUGCUGAGGCUCGCCCCAAGAUCGAGAUUAUUGAACUUGAUUAAGCUUAAAUUAGUUGAAUUAGUGAAACUGAUCACUACCUUUUGGUUCUGGAGAAUUCCAUUAAUGGUUGGAUACGACUGUUAGUCUUUUUAAUUAGUGCCUGUACAGAAGGUUUCGGUCUGACUAGAUGCAGUUCUCGUGCUUGUUUUGCGUACUCUUAAUUGUAGUUUUGGCUAGCAACGAUGAUUUGGAGGUUGUUUUCCAUUAGCUUUUGUCAUAACCAUUAGCAAUAUAGUGAACUAAACUUUUGAGGCUUUGGUGGAAAACUGGAAAGGUUAAGAGCUUAACCCUUCAUUACCACCUCAAUUUUAUGAAAUAUUUUAUAUUCAGAAAAAGUUUGAAGAGGAGGAUGCAAAGAAGAUGAAGUUUCUGAAUUUGAAGAAAAUCUGGAAGAGCUUGAAAGCAUUAUCGAUCCUAUAAUUGCUCGGAUGCCUUGGAUGCUUUCCCCUGUUUUCUAAUUAGUGUUAUUGUCUUGUUAUUGAUCUUAAGGCCUGUUUCUUACGGAUUUGAACCAUCUUAACAUCAUUUUUUUUUAACUCUGGCUC